Molecule: messenger RNA, 2016 nt
Organism: Symbiodinium sp. CCMP2592
Lineage: Eukaryota; Dinophyceae; Suessiales; Symbiodiniaceae
Source: the annotation of a GenBank genome assembly
AUGGAUUGCCUCCUGGACUACCUCCUCAAGCACAGCCUUGCGUACAAACAGCGCAUCCGAUGCGAGCACAUAGGCUGCCACGAACUCAACAGGGACGGACAAGGAGUGAGCGCGGAACACUGCCACGAGCUCUUGAGCUCACUAGCAUCUCUGGGGUUCGUCCCCGGACAGUGCAAGUCGGUAUGCCUCGAAUGCCCCCCUGAUUCCCGCGGCGACGCCACCCGGGCCUUCAACAAGGCACUCAUUGACAGAGCAGGCGGCAAACUGGCACCACUCAGCCUUGGCCCGCUGCGCUACUCCACCAUCCUGGGCUCACACACCAACCAAGCAUUUCGGCUAGUGGUGGCGAAGCUGGCUCACGCAAAUGCUGCGUUGACUUCCGAGGGAUUCUUGAACAUCGAGAAGGUUCGGGAGGUCGACGCCGCUUUAGCUGACGCGAUCACCGAAGGAAUCGAAUGGGUUAUCGUCGGUCAUGAGAUCCAGGAUGAGUUCGUUAAGUUCGCGACUUUGUUCCAGGCCGCAGGCAACGCUUGCGGACAGAUCUCGAAACCCGAAGAUGAAAUGCAGGUUGCGAAGAAGAUCCUCUUGUCCGUCCAGGGCUUCAUGCAGCUCAACGGGACCAACCAGGUGAAGUAUGAGGACGUAUCCAAGGAAAUACUUCGCAGCAAACCGCCUUGUGCUCCUUGGGUUUGCUUCAUCUUCCGUUUCGUCCUGCAGGCAGCGGGUGGCUUGUCUCCGGCAUCUUCCUCGACUUCGUUCCUUCUGGAGUCCGAGGCGCACAUCAGAACACACGGCAGGCGUGACCGUGCUCUGGGUAUGGAAUGGUGGGAUGCUAUCUCCGCCGACGCGAAAGGUCAGAAGCCCCGAGUUCUUUUCAAACAUGCGAUGCUGAAGCUUGCGUAUUGUGAAGCGAACAUCAAGGCAGUCACGGCCAGCGAUGUCCGUAAGAUCCUGAGCUCCAGAGAUGCGGUUGUGAAGUUGGAUGCAGCAGAGGAUGCCUUCAUCCAGUUCAGGCAGAUCUUGGCGAAGGAAGGCAUCGAUUCUAUCCAAGCGCAAGAAGCCAUGGCAUUUCUGGAACAGGAAGUGGCUGCGUUGGUGCUUGUGAAGAAAUUCCGCAAAUAUGAGGACGUGGAUUCGGCUUGCCAUGCGGCAAUGGAAGCACUCAGCGAGAAGAUCGGUCGUGUCAUACCCCAUUCCUGGCCAAUUCACGAGCUAGAUGCCAGUGGAGCAGUUGUCAACGCUGCUCGCGUGGUUUCCAAAGGCUUUCGGGUGGGGGACUUCGUGGAGCGCAAGGCAGACGGUCUGCAAGCCACAGUGAAAGUAGUGGGUGCCGAGAAAGUGGUCUUGGAGCUCCAAGACGGGUCACAGGUUGAGGGCUCCGCACAGUCCUUCUUGGACGGGCACUGGAAACAGAGUGCUCCACGAAGUGAUCCAGUGCGAUUCGAUUCCUGGCCGUCAGUCGUUGGUUUCAAGUCUUUCGAGAUGCAGGCACUUCUUCUCCGAGCUCGCAUCGUGCAUGCCAUGGAGGAGCAAUUCGAGAAACUCAUGGGUGCAAAAUCGGUGGCUCUCGGGUUGACUGUCUACCAGAAGCCGAGGGAUGUUCGUGCCCAUGAAGACUUGGCCGUUAGGCAGCUUCAGCUUCCGGUGACGACGACAAGGAUUGAGAUCCGUUCCGCCGCCGAGGACCCGAGCAACUCCAUUGUGGUGGGACGAACAACCUUAGCAGGCAAGGACGUCUGGGUCAUCCUUUCCCCGGUGACCACAUGGCCCACGGCUACAUGCGAGGGCUUCUUGAACCCAUCAUGGUUAAUGCGACCUUCCGCCGUUCGCAAGGAAGCCAACUGUGAGUUGGUUGGGAUUCCGGCAAAGCCAGCAGAUCCAUUCGAGCUGCCCGUCAUCAAGAAUUUCAAGAAGAUCUCUCAGAACGAGUCCCUCGUGCUCUAUCGUCCCGGGAACAAGUCGCCAGCACCAGUGGAGGUGUUGCAGCCUCUGUCCAAGAAGGCUAAGGUUGCCUAG